Molecule: messenger RNA, 1749 nt
Organism: Scheffersomyces stipitis CBS 6054
Lineage: Eukaryota; Fungi; Ascomycota; Pichiomycetes; Serinales; Debaryomycetaceae
Gene: AGM1
Product: phosphoacetylglucosamine mutase
Exons: 1
Coding region: 1-1629 (542 amino acids)
Biological process (GO): UDP-N-acetylglucosamine biosynthetic process; carbohydrate metabolic process
Molecular function (GO): magnesium ion binding; phosphoacetylglucosamine mutase activity
Source: RefSeq, a predicted model, not a curated record
AUGACUUCGCAAGCGUCGCUGAACUUUGAUUCGUUUUCUGAGCAGCUUGCUCUUCAUCCAAAGCCCGAAAAUCUCAAGUUUACCUAUGGAACGGCAGGUUUCCGUAUGGUAGCUACCGAUUUGGACUAUGUGAAUUUCACGGUAGGAAUCCUAGCUUCGCUUAGAUCCAAAUACCUAGGCGGAAAAACUGUCGGAGUGAUGGUUACUGCUUCCCAUAACCCUCCUCAGGAUAACGGAGUUAAAGUCGUGGACCCCUUGGGUUCAAUGCUUGCUGCCGAAUGGGAAACCUAUGCUACAACCUUGGCCAACUCGAGCCAUGCAGAGUUAUUGGGAAAUAUCGUCAAACUCAGCACGGACUUGAAAAUUGACUUAUCGCAACCUUCCAGUGUGAUCAUCGCCAGAGAUUCGAGAGAACUGAGUCCUGCUUUAUCAAAUGCUACUAUUGAUGGAUUUAAGGCUGUGCCUAAUACUGAGUACACAGAUUAUGGUUUAUUCACUACUCCACAAUUGCACUAUUUGACAAGAACCUUAAACGAUUCUGCCUAUGGUGAAACAUCCGAAGAAGGUUACUAUAAGAAGAUGGCUGAUGCUUUUAAAAAUAUCUUCAAAUUAUCUGGCAACCAGGAAAAGAUUGAUAUCACCAUUGAUGCAGCCAACGGUGUAGGUGCUCCAAAGGCUGAAGAUUUGAUAAAAGGCUAUUUGUCGAACCAGGUUUCGUACACUUUGGUCAAUGGUGAUUAUUUGACUCCACAGCUCUUGAAUUACGACUGUGGUGCUGAUUACGUGAAGACUAACCAGAAGUUACCCAAGAACGUAGAUAGCCCAACGCCUAACAAGUUGUAUGCCUCUUUUGAUGGAGAUGCAGACAGAUUGAUAUGCUACUACAAUGAUUCCGAAACUGGUGAAUUCAGAUUGUUGGACGGCGAUAAGCUUGCUACCUUAAUUGCAUUAUUCUUCCAACAACUCUUCGAGCACAUCGACGAGACCAAGCUCAAGUUAAACAUUGGUGUAGUGCAAACGGCAUAUGCCAACGGUUCAUCUACCAAGUACGUAGAAGAUGUUUUGAAGAUACCUGUAGUCUGUACUUCUACUGGUGUAAAGCACUUGCAUCAUGCUGCGGAAGAAUUUGACAUUGGUGUAUACUUUGAAGCCAAUGGUCAUGGAACUGUGAUCUUCUCACCUGAGGCUGAAAGAAAGAUAUUCGCUUAUGAAAACGAGUCUGCUAGUGACAGAGAGUUGGAGUCUAUUCAUAUUUUACAGGAGUUUACCAAAUUGAUUAACCAGACAGUCGGUGAUGCCAUUUCCGACUUGUUGGCCGUAUUGAUCAUCCUACACUACUUGGGUUUGAAUCCAGAAGACUGGAACCAGUCCUACGACGACUUGCCUAACAAGUUGAUCAAAGUGAUUGUUCCCGACAGAUCCAUCUUCAAGACAACCAACGCUGAAAGAACCUUAGUAGAACCUGUUGGUUUGCAAGCUAAAAUCGACGACCUUGUCAAGAAGUAUCCUAGUGGAAGAUCUUUCGUCAGAGCUUCUGGUACGGAAGAUGCUGUCAGAGUAUAUGCUGAAGCCAAAACAAAGGAAGGUGUCGAGGAGUUGUCUAAGUUGGUUGGUGAAUUGGUGAAGUAAAAAAAGUACAACAAACAUAUUUAAUGUGAAAUAAAUCAAAAUCAGUAAUGUAUAACAAUAAAGUUGCAUUAACGAAAACAAAUAAAAUACUAGUAUACUUACCAAAUACAUAAUGAAAAC